Tetrahymena thermophila SB210 is the source of this 453-nucleotide messenger RNA. RefSeq names its product ATP-binding ABC transporter. The transcript has a single exon. The record is from RefSeq and is a predicted model, not a curated record. NCBI's taxonomy places the organism in Eukaryota, Ciliophora, Oligohymenophorea, Hymenostomatida, Tetrahymenidae. Gene Ontology annotation, molecular function: ATP binding; ATPase-coupled transmembrane transporter activity; ATP hydrolysis activity. Gene Ontology annotation, biological process: transmembrane transport.
AUGUUUGUUUUCGAGAAUAUAUCUUUCAAAAUUAAAGCAGGUUAAAAGGUCGUCUUUGUUGGACCAAGUGGUUCAGAUAAAUCUUCAAUAAUAUAGCUCUAAUUGAGGUUCUACACAAACUAUGAAGGCGAUAUAUUUGUAGAUGGUAAAAAUCUAACUGAAUAUUAUUAUUUGAAUAACUAUCUCUAGAAUUUCGGUGUAGUGAGUUAAGAGCCAAUUCUUUUUAACUCAAAAAUAGAAGAAAACAUUUAGUUUAUUGAGUCAUAUUAAAAUGGAGAGAAACUUAAAGAAAAAGAAGAUAAGUAGUCAAACUAAAUUAUUAACAAAAUUGGAGAAGGGUUUAAGAGAAAAGUAGGUCCUAAGGGAAGUUAGCUUUCUGGUGGAUAGAAAUAAAAGCUAUAGCAAUAGCAAUAAUUAAAAAUCCUAAUAUAGUGCUUUAGACCUUUAGAAUGA